AUGGGAGUUUUUCCCCUUGGGGCACGGCUGUCACAAAGUGAAGAACAUGUAAAGAAGCUGAUGGAUGUAAGAAAACUACUAUCCGCGUACAUUGGGCGGGCACCAGAGAUGAACCACGAAAAAGAGAAGGGAAGGCCUCAGAUUGCCUGGGAAGAAGUACAUGACAAGACUCAGAACAUGAUUAAAAUAAAAGGAGAGUUACAGACCACCAAAGAAGACAUAAGGCUAGUGACGAAUACGCUGGAGAGAAACAGGUUGAUGAGCAGCCUAAAUAAUAAGCUGCGGACUCUGCAAGGUGACAUACAAAGUCUACAUGAAAUGUGCAGGAACCAAGGAAGGACCUUGGAAAUAAAGGAACUCUCCAUUCAUGAGAUGGAAAGCAGCAUCAGCCUGAAGCAACAAAGCCAAUCUGUUAGCGCAUCACAGCUACAAGCAGAGUCUGGGUGCUGUAACCAGACCCGUCAGAUACAACUCCAUCAGCUAAACAAAAAGUUGCUGGCUCUUCAGCAGGAACUGGAGAUUCGCACAGAAGAAUUACAGUCUUCUUACUGCUCACUCUUGCAAUAUCAGUCCAUCCUGGAUAAGCAAACCUGUGACCUGGAAAUGCUUCACCAACACUGCCAGAUGAAGGAGGAUGAGGUUACAAUCUAUGAGGAAGAGAUGGAAAAGAACAAGGAAGAUAACAAAAGGCUUCAGGAGAAGCUCCAAAUAUCUCAGGAACAACUUGCCUUGGCUGAAAACAGGAUCAUCUCCCUGGAAAGCAGUUUAAAUCUGUACAAGGAGAAGUAUCAGGCAGCCGAGAAGAGCCUCGAAUUGCUGGAGUGCCAAAUGAAGGCCUUAGAAGGAGAUGUCAAAAUCAUCUCCGUUCAGGAGGAAGAUGGCAAGGGGGAUCAGCCAAAGGAAAGAAUGGCAGAAUAUUUAAUCUAUGAGCUGAAGGAGACCCAGAAGCGUUUGCAUGAUGCUUUGCAAAAUGGCUCUGAACAGGAAGACACGCUUCAGGAGCUCCGCCAUAAGCUCUUUUGCAGCAAUCUUAAAAUAUUGGAUCAUGAAGAAACUCUGAUAAAAUUAGAAGUGGAUUUUGCUACCUAUAGAAUGUCCCACAGACAACUUUUCUGCCCUCCAGAUGAGUCAGAGGAUAUCAAACAGAUCUUAGCACAUAUUGAGGAGCAGUGUGAAUACCAAUGCAUCCGGGUAGAAGAGUACCAGUACCUCCUGAAGGACAUGAAGAAGGAACUAGAAAAAGUAUCAGAACAGAAGAAGAAGAUCAUGAAGGACCUCAUGAAGCUGGAGUUAGAUAUGCACAACCUUCUGCAAGAGACAGCCACCCAAACUGAGUGGAAGGAUAGAGAAGCGAAGGACCUGAAGAAACACAUUAGGAAUCUGGAGGGCCAGCUGAAAGAAUGCCAGAACCUCUGUUUGGAGAAGGAAAAGGUCAUUCAGAAGAAAGAUGAAGCCCUAUCCCAAACUAAUCAGGAAAUAAUUCAGGUGCAACAUGCUCUUGAUGCAAAGGACUCAGAUAUAGAGAAGCAAAAAGCCAGAGUAGAAGAGGUAGAGCAUGCCCUCCAGAAGGUGAAGGAGAAGAAGGAAAAAAGCGAGACCCAGAAUGCUGCCCUGGACGCUAAGGUCCAGCAGCUGCAGCAUAACCUGAAUGAGGCCCACCAAGGACAGCUGCUAUUGGCUCAGAAGCUGUCAUGCGUUGAUAAACAGACAUCUAUGCUAAAGGAUAACCUAGACUGUACCCAGCGGAAGCUGGAAGAUAAGAUAGCUGAGAACAUGGAAAAGAAAGAGCUUAUCGACAAGCUUUCCAGUGAGCUCAAAGGACAUCAGAAAGAUAAAUCCACACUAGUGGAUCUACUGGAAACAGAAAGAAAGAAUAUUGAAAUGCUGACGUCAGAACUUGAAGUAUCCAAUAGGAAACACCAUGAUGCAGAAAAGGAGAUCACAGAACUUCAGAAAUCAGUGGAUGAUAUGAAACCACAGCUGUGUAAAAGCCAGGAGAAGAUGAAGGAACUUAUAGACGAGCUUGAGGAGGAAUGUUAUAUUAAUCAGAGUCUGCGAAAACAACUGAAACAGCUAGAGAGGGAGCGAGAGAACCACCAGGACUUGAGACUAGCGUGGAAAAACCAGGAGAAGGAGCUAAAGGACAAAAUUGAGACACUCAAGAAGGAAAUCCAAGACAAUAAGAAACUGGUGAGAAAUAUUAUGCAGGGAACUGAGGAGAUGGAGAAACUGAGUGUCCUUGAACAUCAGGUCAAGAAUCUUCGGGAUCAGCAGAAACAUCCUUCACAGCAGAGCAGAACUCAGAACAAGCUCGAGACUGUUAUGACAUUGCAUCUCUCUGAAGAGGACUCACAUACAAGCAAGCUCAGUGCUGCUGAAAGCCUCAUCCAACAGCAGGCAGAACAGGAGGAGGACAGAUCGAAUGAACCUGAGGAUGCAGAUGAGAACGAGUGUCUACAGGAGUUAUCUAGAAGGAAGCUCAGAGCUGCUGAGAAGGUCCAACAGCAGGAUGAAAAGGUGAGCAGACCCAAGAGCACCACACUGGUAGAGAAAGGGGACAGCUCUGGACAAUCAUUCUGCAAUCUAGCCACCUGUCCUUUGACACAGAUGUAUCACUCUCCACAGCAAGAAAGAUUGAAUGAGCUCGAAGAUGAGAACCAGAGCCUCAGGGAUAAGAUGCAAUAUUAUUCAUUACAACUGGAAUCUACUACAAUCAAGUUUGCUUGUGCUGAGAAGAUCCAAGAGCAGGCAGAAAAGGAAAAGGAGAGACUGAAUAAGCUCGAGGAUGAAAACCAGUAUCUCAGGGAUCAGAUGCAAUAUUAUUCUUUGCAACUUGACUCAGCUACAAAAAAGAUCAGUGUUAUUGAAAAGAUCCAAGAGCAAGCAGAAAAGGAGAAAGCCAGAUUGAAUGAGCUUGAGAAUGAGAACCAGUGUCUCCAGGAUAAGAUGCAAUGUUAUUCAUCACAACUGAAUUCAGCUACAAGGAAACUCAAUGCUGCUGAGAAACAGAUCGAAGAGCAGGCAGAAAAGGAGAAAGCCAGAUUGAAUGAGCUUGAGGACGAGAACCAGUGUCUCCGGAAUAAGAUGCAAUGUUAUUUAUCACAACUGGACUCAGCUACAAGGAAACUCAGUGCUGCUGAGAAGCACAUCCAACAGCAGGCAGAAAAGCAGGAGAAGAAUAGAUGCUAUGAGCCCGAGGAGGACAACCAGUGUCUGAUGGAUAAGAGGCCAUUAUACCAAGACUUAUUUACAAGAAAAUGUAGUUCUUCUGAGGAGAAUAUCCAACAGCAGGCAGAAAAGGAGAAGGAGAAAGUAUGUAAGCUAGAGCUGGAGAACGAGAUCCUCCGGGAUGCACUGAAACGUUGUACGAAGCAAUUGGAGUCAGCUACAAACAAGCUCGAGACUACUAAGGAGGCAACCAAGGUGAAGGAAAAUGAGGAGCAAAAGAACAACCUCAAAAAUACUCACUCCUGCCUGGAGUCAGCUCGAAAGUCGUCAAACCAAGACAAACUGAAGGAGGCUCUAGAGAAGCUCACUCAGGCCAAGCUGGAGGCAGCCUCGCUUCGCCAAGAGUUACAGAACACCCAGCAAAAGAAGUCUCAGCUGGAGGAGGAGACAUGCGCUUAUAAGCACCGCAUGAAAAAGCUCAACGGGGAGCUGAGGAAGCUCCAGGACUUUCACCAGCAGAGUGAGAAAGAGGUCGAUGCCUUCAUUCAGCAGAUAGAAGAUAUGAAUUAUCAGUUGGCCUUCUGGCAAAAGACACAUGAGAAUGACCUCCAGUUCUUGGCAGCCAAAGAUGAGCAGCUUGUGGUCUUCAAAGUGGAAAUGGCCUCCCUCAAGGAGAACCUGCGGGAAGAAGAGAAAAAGCCCCCCACUAGCCUGGGACCUAAGAAUAAGCCACGGGAGGUAGAAGCCCUUCGGAACACCCUGGAGAGUGCUCAGAAGGACACCCGGAGAUUUCACCAGGAGAAUGAAAUGGUUGCAUCUGAUGUACAUCAGUGGGUGAAAGAACAAAAAGAUAACACAGAGAAAUUAGGAUCCAAGAUCCGAGAACAAGUCAAAUGCAUUUCUCAACUGGCUGGUGAAAAGGACCAUCUCCACAACGUGAUGGUCCAUUUGCAGCAUGAAAACAAGAAGCUGAGGAAAGAAAUAGAUGACAGGCGCCAACAAAAUGAGCAUCUGAUGGCUCAUGACAGUCAGGUGCCCCAGCCCUGCCCUCCCUGA
Messenger RNA from Vombatus ursinus (common wombat), 4224 nucleotides. It is a transcript of the gene PMFBP1, whose product is annotated as polyamine modulated factor 1 binding protein 1. The transcript has 31 exons. The coding region runs from base 1 to 4224 and encodes 1407 amino acids. Lineage: Eukaryota; Metazoa; Chordata; Mammalia; Diprotodontia; Vombatidae. The record is from RefSeq and is a predicted model, not a curated record. Gene Ontology annotation, biological process: spermatogenesis.